CUACCAUCUCAAACAUACAUUCUCUCUCACCUCAAAUAUACCUCGCUGCGAAUCUCUGUGUGUAAGAAACACCGGAAUCUGAAAUGGGAAGUUUGAAAGAAGAGAGGAAAACAACCGGAUGGGCUGCCAGAGAUCCUUCCGGCGUUCUCUCUCCAUACACCUUCACUCUCCGAAAUACAGGAGCAGAAGACGUGUUGAUAAAGGUCAUAUGCUGCGGAGUUUGCCAUACUGAUCUUCAUCAGAUCAAAAAUGACCUCGGAAUGUCGAAUUAUCCCAUGGUUCCAGGACACGAAGUAGUAGGUGAGGUAAUGGAGGUGGGACCGGAAGUCACCAAAUUCAAGGUCGGCGAUUGCGUCGGAGUUGGGUGUCUCGUCGGAAGUUGUGACAGCUGCCGCCCCUGCAAGGCGGAUGUUGAGCAAUACUGCAACAAAAAGAUAUGGUCCUACAACGACGUCUACAGUGACGGCAAACCCACUCAAGGUGGCUUCGCCGGCUCCAUGGUCGUCCACCAGAAGUUUGUGGUUAAGAUACCGGAGGGAAUGUCGCCGGAGCAGGUGGCACCCCUACUUUGCGCCGGAGUGACUGUUUACAGUCCAUUGAACCACUUUGGGUUGACCGGGAGUGGACUAAAAGGAGGUAUACUUGGGCUUGGUGGGGUAGGACACAUGGGUGUUCUAAUAGCCAAAGCCAUGGGACAUCAUGUUACUGUGAUCUCUUCUUCCGACAAAAAGAAAGAAGAGGCCAUCGAUGUCCUUGGAGCUGAUGAUUACCUCAUCAGCUCCGAUAUUACAAGGAUGCAAGAACUAGCAGAUUCAUUUGAUUACAUUAUUGACACAGUACCCGUACACCACCCACUCGAGCCAAGCCUCACUUUGCUCAAACUCGAUGGCAAAUUGAUCAUCAUGGGUGUCAUCAAUGUCCCUUUGCAAUUUAUCUCCCCUCUUCUCAUGCUUGGAAGAAAAACGAUUACUGGAACCUUUAUUGGUAGCAUGAAGGAGACACAAGAGAUGCUCGAAUUUUGCAAGGAGAAAGGAGUGAGAUCCACAAUUGAAGUUGUGAAGAUGGACUAUGUCAAUACUGCGAUGGAUAGAUUGGUCAAGAAUGAUGUUAGAUAUCGGUUUGUUGUAGAUGUGGCCGGCAGCAAACUUGAAGAUGAAUGAAUGAAGGGAGAUACAAAAUUAAAUACAAAAACAAACACUUUCAAUCUUGUAUUCGGUUGACAAACGAGUGUGACAAUGUUGUAAUUUUCAAUUGUGUUGAUGUAACAUUAGAAAUAUAAGAAUUUUAUUGAUGGUUGAAAUAAUAUAAACUUUAAUGAUAUGAGAUGCUUUUGGUGA
Molecule: messenger RNA, 1337 nt
Organism: Lactuca sativa (garden lettuce)
Lineage: Eukaryota; Viridiplantae; Streptophyta; Magnoliopsida; Asterales; Asteraceae
Product: putative cinnamyl alcohol dehydrogenase 1
Molecular function (GO): zinc ion binding; oxidoreductase activity, acting on the CH-OH group of donors, NAD or NADP as acceptor
Source: RefSeq, a predicted model, not a curated record